Molecule: messenger RNA, 1459 nt
Organism: Arachis duranensis
Lineage: Eukaryota; Viridiplantae; Streptophyta; Magnoliopsida; Fabales; Fabaceae
Product: pirin-like protein
Exons: 6
Coding region: 181-1149 (322 amino acids)
Source: RefSeq, a predicted model, not a curated record
AAGGCGUCUUGGUCUUGUGUUGUCUGCGCGUUCCUUCAUCUUCUCUUCCCAGUUCCGUCCCACAUUAUUCUAAUAUUAAUCGACUUUCUCAAUCAUAUACAUAUCCCCGUGGCCGUGUGUAUAUAUAUAUACGCAUGUCUGCAAACCCUCCAUCAUCAUAGUUCAUAUACUAGCUAGUUUAUGAGAGGUUUAAUAGCAAGGCACCUUCACCUGUUGCCGUUCAAUCGGAGGAUCACCACUAACACCACCACCAUCACCAUGUCGGCAUCAUCAUCUGCUUUCAGCACACCCAGAUUGGUCCUCAAGAAGGUUCUGGCCAAGUCUCAACGCGAAGGCGAUGGGGCUGUUGUCAGAAGAGGCAUUGGAAGAAGCGAGUUGAAGAACUUGGAUCCAUUUUUGAUGUUGGAUCACUUCUCAGUAUCCCCCCCUGGAGGAUUCCCUGAUCAUCCCCACAGAGGUUUUGAGACCGUUACCUACGUCCUAGAGGGGGGCAUAACUCACCAAGAUUUUGCAGGGCACCAGGGCACAAUCAGAGCUGGCGAUGUUCAGUGGAUGACUGCAGGCAGGGGAAUCAUUCACUCUGAGAUGCCUGCCCAACCAACCAACAACAACGGCUUGCAGCUAUGGAUCAACUUAUCCGCCAACAACAAGAUGAUUGAACCCAACUACCAAGAACUUCUGAGCGAGAACAUACCAACGGCAGAGCAGGAAGGGGUGGAGGUGAGAGUGAUAGCAGGAGAAGCAAUGGGGGUGCAUUCCCCGGUCUAUACUCGAACUCCAACCAUGUUCCUUGACUUCAAGCUACGUCCCGGAGCUGAGUUGCAUCAGAGCAUUCCGGAGACAUGGAACUCCUUUGUAUACGUCAUUGAAGGUGAAGGAGUGUUCGGGUCUCCAACUUCAUCGCCAACUGGCCCAUACCAUGUGCUGGUUCUGAGCCAAGGGGAUGGCCUCAGCGUCUGGAACAACAACAACAACUUCUCUUCAAAGCCUCUCAGGUUUGUGCUCAUUGGAGGCCAGCCACUGAACGAGCCCGUGGCUCAGUAUGGCCCUUUUGUCAUGAACACACAGUCUGAGAUCGAAAAGACCAUUGAGGACUAUCAGUAUUGCAGGAAUGGCUUUGAGAUGAGGAGGUAUUGGACCUCUCUCUAGUUAGUGACCCACCCUACCACUUGAUGUCUCAUAUCUGAUCGAUCCAUCCAUGUAUCUCACGCUAGUGAAAUGCACAAAUUAAAAAAUAUCUGCACAAGUCAUUUUCCUUUUCAAUGCGCUGAAAAGAAAGUUUGCUUAUUCUGUCAUUUUCAUUUCUCUGUAGCCAGAGCUUCUAGAAGAUCCAUAUUGCUGCUCACCAUGGGGCAAUUGUAGGCUAUCACUAAAGUCAUCACUCAUAUCUCAUCAUGGAUAUAUCACCCCAUAUUCACUAUCUCCCCUUAUAAGUAAUCAAUAAAAACUUCUUUUGUUA